Molecule: messenger RNA, 6330 nt
Organism: Brassica rapa (field mustard)
Lineage: Eukaryota; Viridiplantae; Streptophyta; Magnoliopsida; Brassicales; Brassicaceae
Source: RefSeq, a predicted model, not a curated record
UCACUCAUACCACAUGCCCUCAUGUGUGUAAGCUAUGUGGUAACAAGACGUGUGAAAAUCGCACAUCCAGAAAAGCAGUCUCAAGAACCUCACUAGGCCAAUCGAACUAAGAAAACUACUCCCAUGCAUACGUCGAUAACGUACGUGUUACAGCUUACAGGGAGCUUAGCAAACAAAACUUGUGUAAGUCACGGGAAAGUCGAUAAUUUUACAGUUUCAAACCCGUACAAUUUAGAUUCUCGGUGUUCAAAUGUGGUAAUAACUCAUAAACCCCUACAAUUACCCAAAACUUUUCUUUUUCCAAAAUAUUAAGUUCAAUCUCCUUUGCUCAAUUGAUCCUCUUUUGUCCUUUAAUUUUGUUUUCUCCUUCUUACUUUCAUUUGUUAGUUGCUUUGGUUUGCUUAUGGUGAAUAUCCACUAAUAAUAAAGUACUUUCUUCUUCCUUUAUGUUGUCCCCAUGAAUGGUGAUUUCAAGUUAUCAACUUGCUCAUAAGAUCAUCAGCAAUGCUGAUAGUCUCUCUCUCGAUAACCAAGGUAAGUUUUUUUAUUAUUUUAUUAUUUUUAUUUUUUAUUCAGUUUAAAAAAAAAAGAGAGAACCAAUCGCGAAUUCCUACGUGGCGAUGGGACCCACGCACAAUAAAGAAUCUGUGGAAAAUUAAUCCUUAGCUAAGGAUUAAUUUGACAUAUAUUUUUUAACUAUAAAGGGUUCCACAGAUUAUUAUAAUAAAUUUAAUGCUAAGGAUUUUGUUAAAAAUCAUUUUGGAGGUGGUCUAAGGAAUUGAAUUAUUCUUGUUCCUGAAUUUUACUUUUUACCAGGAAUAAAUGGUUAAUGGCUAUCAAUUUACAACGGACAGAUUAAAAAUGAAUAUAAUUUAUUAAAAUUAGUCUACUAAGAUAAUGUUUUAAUGUUGUAACACGUAAAGUAGAAGUUUUCGUAAGAAAUUUGUAAAACAAGAGAAGUAAAUGCAUGUAUGAAAGCCCCACUUAUGUAUGAUACGCUGUACUAUAUCCAUACUAUAUAUACUCAUGAGUAUGACCUGCUUUCCACGUAGUGUAGUUAGCAGUUGCGGAGCCAAAUUUUUUUAUACGGAGUUAGAAUUAUUUAUUUCAAAAACAUUAUUUAUAAACCACUAAAAAUAUAAAUUAUAGCUUCAAUUUUUAAAGUUUUGUAAUUAUUUUAGUGGGAUUAAUGUUUUUGUGGGAUCAAAUUUUAUAUUUUAAUAGCGUCAAUAAUUUUUUUUUAAACAAAAACAAAAUUUUUUAAAAAAAUAGUGGAGUCAGUUAACCCCACUUUCCCUUUACUAUUUCCGUUCCUGGUAGUUAGAAUACCUAUAAUUUCCACGUAGUGUAGUUAGAAUAUACAGUAGACAUAUUAUAACUUAACUAAUACUAGUACAUUUAACAUUACAAAAAGAUCAUUAUAAAGUUUUCUUGGAAACUACAGCAUCUGAUAUUGAGCAGCCUCAGUGAAUCCAUUUAAAUCUGUGAAAUCAAUCCCACUAUCGUCCCACCAACACAUGACUUUAUAUUAAUCUAUACACACAAAAUAUUAUAUAGUUUUCUUACCAAACAACAUCAGGGUAAAAGAAAAUUGACCACACGGUUGCAUUUAUUGAUUUUUGGUGCAGCUCGUGUAUAAAGAUAUAUUAAGAAUGCAUAUUUUUUUUUUGAAAAUUAUAAAACUAUGUUUUAGUUGUCCUAAAUAGUCUUGACAUUAUUUUUUUGAAACCUGAACAAUUUUGUUGAGUUUUUCUUCUUCAAACUGUUUGAAUUAUUAUUAUUAUUAUUUUUUCAAAGUGUUCGAAUUAUUGAGAAAUAAAAUGAGUAGAUGAAGGUCUCAAAAAAAAAGAAAGAGUAGAUGACGUAAAAGCCGUAAAAAAAAGAUGAUGUGAAUCAUGUGAUUUUUUAUUCUUCUCCGACGCGAAUCAUGUGCAAUCAUUUAAAAAGUAUAUAAAGAUUACAAAAGAGACAACUAUUAGUAGUUGUAAGAUUUGUUCUAAUUAACGUUAUAUUAUACGUUUUCUUCAAAAGAAACAUUAUAAUAUACGAUGCAUCCUAUAAUUGCUAAUCUUUAAGAAAAUUCAUUACAUAUAUUUUUUGGUCAACAGUCAUUAACAUUUUAAAGUUUUUUUUCAGUAUUUCACUAUUUUGUAAUCUUUUGUUAACAAGCACACGUAAACGUGCAUAUAUAUUAAUUUAUAUACAAUCUCAAAAAAAAAAAAAAACAAUCUCAACCGCAUGAUUUACGCUUUACUUAAUUAUCUAACCGUUGGAUCAUGUUCGUUCCCAGUCACACUCACUCUCCUUUCCUCUCUCUCUAGCUUUAAUAUUUUCUGAUCUUCGCUUUGCUGAUUCACUCUCAAGUGGCAUCUUCUUCUCCUUCACCGGUUCUGCAUUCUUCUCUCUUACCCUGUUUGAGGUAAUUUCUCUGUGUUUCCUUUUUUUUAAUCUGAGGAAGUUUCUUGGCUUUGAUUCGGUAGAGACAGACGUUAACUAAUUUAGCGGCGGACAAGCUUGCACGAGGUGCUCGGAAUUCUCCUUUAGCUGUGUUUUAUGUUGAUUCUACCUUACUGGUUUGGAUUUCUGAAGCGGAAGUCUAUGUCGGUCCUUAAGCGGGAUUGAACUAUCAAAUGGAAUGUGCUACUUCGUCUCAACCAUUGCGUACUCAAGUGAAACAAUGCAUGGAGACUCGUCCUGGUGGUGUUGAGCCAGAGCUUGUCAAGUAUAUGUCUAAGCUACCUGUUUUCUUGGAGAGAGCUGAUACCACCACCCCUCAGGAGAAUCUCCUGAGCGUAGGUGUUCUUCCCUGGAGCCGCUUGGAGAAUUGGCAGCAUAGUCAUAAUAACCGGAUGGUGAUGAUGAUGCCAGUCAAGAGUAGGUUUCCUUCUUCAUUGGUUCGGCCGCCUAGUGAUAAAUCCUCUGCUGGGGCGAGGAUUGUGCAUCAAAGGAGACACCGUAGCUCACGGCAGACAAAGAAACCUAAAGACCAUAGAGGAGGUCUCAGCGUACCAGAUGAGCAGCAGCUGGUUCUAAACACUAAUGCACAAGAUGGAGUUGAGAAGAAGGUUCUGAAAGGGAAGAUCUGCCCCAGAACUGGAACUUUAUCAAAUGAGGUUGGCGUGGUGAUCUCUAGUGCUGAUAUUAGUAGAAACAAGAAGAGUGAAAAGAAGCAAGAGGAAACCAAACUCUAUCACUCAACUAAGAAGCUAUCUCUAAAAGAGGCUAAGACCUCCAAGAAGAGUUCAACUAAGAAAGUCCAGGUUGCUGUUGAAGUCGAUUACUCUACUCAACAUUCUUGCCCCUUGCCAUGUAAAUUAGCUGAUGAAAAAGAAACAACCACUACAAGCCAUUUAAGAAGGUUUAUGGAACCUCUACUGAAGCCAAGAGCAACUCACUCUUCUGGCGUUCAAAGAAAAAAACUGGCUAUCACCGGUUGCAAAACAGUAAAUGUGAACGAUUCAGCUCACGAGAAGAAGGUUCGAGCCGUUCUGCAUGCAACAGUUAAGAACAACCAGCCACUCUUUACAUUUACAGUGAACAAAGAAACCAACAUUCUUGCAGCCACGCAAAAGAAAAUGGGAAGCUCGGACGACGAGGGUGAAUGCAUUAGUGUUUACACUUUCUUCUCUAUUAAAGACAGAAACAGCUCAUGGUUAAACCAAAGAGGCAGAGGCCAAACGCAUGGUGUUAUCAUCUCUAACGUUGUUGCUCAGAUGCGGGUCUCCUCGAGCUCUUCUUUGCCAUCUGGUUCCAUCAGAGAGUUUGUUCUCUUCUCUGUAGAGCUUGAUCAAGAAAGCGUGGGAAAGUCUGAUCAUCUGCAGCUGACAAACGAGCUAGCCGCUAUCAUUGUGAAGAGGAGGGCAUCACUAAAUCACAAUGUAGUAAAUAAAGACAUUAGUGCUACGGUCAUACUUCAAAGCGGUGUUCAUAGUAUGCCUCAUAAAGGAGGAGGGCCUUCGUCUUUGAUACAGAGAUGGAGAACAGGUGGGUCUUGUGAUUGUGGAGGUUGGGAUAUGGGCUGCAACCUCAGGAUUCUUACAACUUCAAACUCAUUCGAGCUUUUCUUUUUGGGAGAACAAGCAGAAGAACAUCCGUUCUUGAGCUAUAAACCAAUCAAGGAAGGGAUAUAUUCAGUUGUGUAUGAUUCAUCCCUUUCACAACUACAAGCUUUCUCUAUAUGUAUGGCACUUGCUGAGAGUAGGAAAAUGUCAGACUUCACCCUUGGUCACAAAAGCUCUCGUGAUCAACAUAAAGCUAGAGUGGAAAGUGUGUUAGUCCCGGACCAAAUGUUUAAAGACUAAUGGCAACUACCACCUGUUGGGCAGGUCUGAGGUUUAUAUUAUUACUUCAAACCCAAAUUUUUACUUACAGGUUAGUGUUAAGCCUAGUGUAAGUCAGUUGCAGGAAAUAAGAAAGCAUCAAGAUCUUUUAAAGUAGCUAGGUUAAUGUGUAUCCAACCAAAAGAUAAAUGAUCUUCCCAACUCUUUUUAAGUGUGAAUAUUUUAUAUCUUAUUGUAUGUAUAAUGUUGGUCUACUUUUAAGCUGUGAAAAUCUUUGGUCUCUGGAAGUUUAAAGGGGCUUUUUUGGGGUUUCCAUGUGAUUCAUUGUCAUUUGGAUCUCUCUUUUGAGGCAGCAAAAUCGGAUUUGGAUUCACAAGAACCAUGCAUGUUUUUGAGCCUGCCUCAGCUGAUCAGACAAGGUCGAUGAUCUUAAAAACACUCCUUUCACGUAAAAAAUAUAGACAAAUAGCUAACUCUCAGUUUUUCAUAAAUAUGAAUUUUUCUUAUAUCAGUUCAUAUUUUUAACUUUAGUCUUUUAAAGUCAAAAAGAUUCUUCUUAUUUGUAAGAAAACAAUAAAAGUGUUCCCAUCGUUCACGUGGAGUUGUUGUUUAUGUUGUCACAAAGACAGUGAGAAACAGAGUGGAUUUUAUAGCUUUAUCAACUUAGAACACACAACAAGCAACAUGGUAGACCCAUCAAAUAUCCAAUUUGACAUAUGCCCAGAAAAAGACUAUAAUUCUUCACAUCAUUUAGAAGAUUAUCCGAGAUUUCACAAGAAGACAUUUUCUUUGUCUAAAUGAUUAUCUGGAUGUUCUGUUCUUUGUCUAACUUUUAAUAAAUAUUAGCCAAAAUUAGACAUCUCCAUAAUUUUAACCAUUGCAGAUUGCACAAGGCAUUUUAAAAAUGAAUCUAUUUUUGGAAGAAUAUAUACAAGUUAGACAAGGUAUUCAGUAUUCAGAAUACAAAAAAUAACAUUUGACUGAAAGGCCCUUUCUCAAUUUUAGGUUUUCUUGCGCAUAUAAUAUAUAUUAGGUGCCAAAAUAUGAUUUUGUUACUGGUUUCUAUAUUUCUUGAGCCAUGAGUCCAAGCAAGUCUUUGACACAUGCAAUUUAAGUCUCCGAAAUGAAUCACACUCCAUUGUUAAGAAGAAAUAUUAUUAUUAUCUUCACUUAUUUUGCUUAUUGUGGUCCUGACUUGUGUCACUUAAGAGCAUCUUAAUUUAGGCUAAAAUGUGUCCCCCAAAGGACAACAAACAUCUCCUUGGCACAGGCGUGAAGUCAUCUUCUAUCACUACUUUCCUUUACCAUAUUUAUCAUCAGGAUCCUAUUUGUCUCCACCAACCAACAUUAGUUUUUCUUAUGAAAAAAAUACAUGCAUAUUGAUAGUAUAUGUCGUUACAGAAGCUUUUGACUUGCAUAUAAAAUGCUUCAUGGACCUCUUUCGUUUUGUUGAGUCACCGUCUGCGUCAUUUUAGCUGGAAAGUUCUUAGCUUAUGGGUUCAACUGCACAUAUAGUAUAAUUUAAUUAAAAGUUGAAAACCAGCAUUUAAAAAAAACUGUUUAGUGUGGCGAACACAUUAUUAGUUAAACACAAUUUUUUUUGUGUGUAAAUUGGAUACAAUUAACAUUCUGGAUAUAGUACAAAAUAGUUACUACGUUAAGAUUCUAUAUUCUUGUUUAUCUAUCCUUUCUGGUUAUUACAUAGAUGAACCCUAAUAAUAUUCACACCCACACGCAUGCACACAUGGUUUUGACUUUGACCAUUCAGUUUACAGUUUUGUCCCUGAUUUACAAAUCUGCAUUGUUAUUAUAAUUUUUUCUUACAGAUUCCAUACUACUUUUAUAAAUUAUAAACCCGACGUUUCAGAGUUGCUAAAACGCAUUUAAAAAAAUCAUUUUCAGAAGUGCAAAACAAUUUAAACAUCCAUUUUAUAAAGCAUUCUUAAACAUUCUAAAACUUUCAUAUCAUUCAUUUUCCAAGAUUUCUAAAAUGUUAUCUUCACGAGUUUGUGAUAUUUUUAUUGUUUUUAGUUUGAUGGUGUCUUGAUGA